GAGAACUGCGAGAGCUCAGCAGCUGAGCGACAGAAGGGGAGGGAGCUGUGCACACAGAGAGAGAGAGAGAGAGAGAGAGAGAGAGAGAGAGAGAGAGAGAGAGAGAGAGAGAGAGAGAGAGAGAGAGAGAGAGAGAGAGAGAGAGAGAGAGAGAGAGAGAGAGAGAGAGAGGGGAGCGAGAGAUAGGACUGGAGAAGAGAACUGUUUCCUACGGCUCUGCAGCUUCUGACAAGCCGGCCAGAGAACAGGAUGUUAAUGCUUGAUGGAAUGCCUGCAGUCCGAGUCAAAGCCGAGCCCCUGGAAUCGGAACAAGGGUCCCCCAAAGUACACCGCUACCCCACGAUGGACGCUGUCCCCCUCCUCCUGAGCAAAGUCAAAUCUGAACCUCCUGAGGACCUGCUCUCCCAUGACCCCCAUUUCCAGACGCAGACCGAGCCUGUCGACCUGUCAAUCAACAAACCACGCCCCUCCCCCCCAUCAAUCACCUCCACCGCUUCUCCUGUUACUUCCGCUUUCUCUCCGUCUUCGAUUUCUUCUUUAUCAUCAUCAUCCUCCUCUCCGUCUGUCAUCACAUCUGCCUCAUCUGUGCUCACACCCGGGCCCCUGGUGGCCCCUGGAGCCGGUGUCCAGGGUCAUCAUCAUCAUCAUCAUCAUCAGCAGCAGUUUUUGCACAUCCUGCACCCUGUGCCUCCGCCACCCUCCAGCCCCUUGAACCUGGGAGGGGUACAGGGCAUAGGAGGAGGAGUAGGGGGAAAGAUGGAGGCCCACCACCUGCAUCGUAUCCCUGUAGUGGUACAGUCAUUGCCCCUCAUGUACACCACAGCCGUGCGCUCGCCCUCCAGCCUCCACAACAAUGCCAUCAUGCUACCUCUGCUGGACAAUCAUAAGAGCCACCAUAGCAAAGCAUACACAGACCACAACAGCUUAUCGCCGCGGCACAUCAAGAGUGACAGUGACGAUGAUGACCUGCCCAAUGUCACCCUGGACAGUGUCAUCGAGACCGGAUCUACUGCUCUGUCUAUAGCACGCGCCGUACAGGAUUCCAUGUCACCAUUCAGUAUUGAGAGCAUACGGCGCCCCCAGAGGUCAGAGUCGCCAGACUCCAAGAAGAGACGCAUCCACAGGUGUGACUUUGAGGGCUGCAAUAAGGUCUACACCAAGAGCUCCCAUCUAAAAGCACACCGGAGGACGCACACAGGUGAGAAGCCAUACAAAUGCACCUGGGAUGGCUGCACGUGGAAGUUCGCCCGCUCUGACGAGCUGACUCGCCACUACCGGAAACACACAGGCAUCAAGCCCUUCAAGUGUGCAGACUGUGACCGCAGCUUCUCCCGUUCGGACCACCUGGCCCUGCACCGACGGAGACACAUGCUGGUGUGAGACAGUUUCAGGGUGAUGAUGUCAUCAGAUGAAGCAGAAACACACAUUUACACACACACACACACACACACACACACACACACACACACACACACACACACACACACACACACACACACACACACACACACACACACACACACACACACACACACACACACACACACACACACACAUUGCCGCAGGGGGGAGCGGGGUCUCUCCCUCAAUGUGGUUCAGCCGGACUGGACACACACUGUUGUCUGUCCGUGAGGCAGUGGGAAGAGAGGAGCGAAAAGCACAGAAUGGUGUCUGUCUGUCCACAGAGCAAAAAAAAAACAGGGUCGGUUCUGGAUCCUCACUGACUGAGGACGGUUGGAACCGGAGAAGGCUCUUUUGUUGUCAUUUUGGAGCUUGGAGUUUUUACGACAAUCUGUCUUUUUUCCUAGCACUGUUCUUAAAUGGUUUCACUUCUGAGUUUUUUUGGAGGAUGUUCUUUGUUCAUUUGGAAGGAAUUUGGUGUCUUUGUUUUGGUUGUAAUUGUUCAAAAUGGCUGCUUUUCUAGCGUCUAUAAUGUGAAAGAACUCUAUGGAUUGGAUGGCUGGAUGAAUGGAUGGAAGGGCUGUAUGCAUGUGUUUUGAAGCAUAGGGCCUUGGAUUGGACAAUGGAAUAAAAAGACACAGAUUCCAAUUUGCCUAUGGAAAGUAUUGUUGCACAGUUCCCGCCGUAUAGCAGCUUCCUGCAUCUCUGUGUUUCAGGACAACCCGUCACCAGAGGGUGCCAUCCACACAUAGGUUGUACCUAUAAAAACUGGUUUGAGUGUUCUAGAAUCAGUAUUGUAGAAUAAGUUCUAGUACCAGUGUUCUAGAUUAAGAAGCAUCCGGAGCAUCUCAAUGGACCAGUGAUAUAGAUGCAGAGUUGUUUUUGCUAUUUGUUGUGUUUUUCAUUCAGUGGAUCUUGUUAACACACGAGAUCGACCCAACCACAUUGAGGCUCAUCACCUUGAGCCUUUUUCUUUAAAAAACUUUAUUGGUGCAUUUUGUGCAGUGAUUAGCAAUCAGUAAAGUGCAAUCUCAUUGGGUAAAUAUAGUUUUAAUAUGGAGACUUUUAUUGUUUUUAGUUUAUUGUAUCUUGCUGUGUAUGCCUGCUUUUGAUACAUUUCACAACGAAACAUCAAUCCCCACCCCAAUGUACAAUGGAAAAUCUAAUGAACAUAUCCGGUAUGUGAAAACAACUUUGAAGCACCUUACAGAUUCACACAUAUUCCAUAAUAUUCAAGGAUUUUGUUUCAUAUCCCUGGUAUUUUCAGUGAAAGGGAUUGGCAUUGUGAUCAUUUGUGUGUUAGUAGUCUAUAGGUAAUGCAUAUUUGCUUCAGUUCAGAGGGCUUACCCGACACUCGGUUACUCUAGUUCAAUUGGAAAGCAAUACAUUCAGAACAGGGAAAUGUUGUUCUUGUAUCCUUGGUCUGGUUGCUGAUACCCAAAAUGACCCUAAAUUCCUCUGUUACAGAUAUAUUUCUACCAGUGCCACUUCGUACUCUAUACUACAAAUGUCUAUAUUUCUACUGGGUUUGUAACUACAGCACAAAGGUUCUAGGCAAGCAGUUUGUAAACAGUUUGGAAAAGUUUGGAAAAUAUCACAUUAAGGAUGGGUGGUUGAGGAGGAACAGGUUUUUAAAAAUGUAUUCAUGAACAGACCUAUAUGUUUGUCAAACUUGGAACAAAAUCUCCCCUUCUCUUUUCUACAUACUGUAGUACACGAUGCACACAGACAGUUGGCCCUGUAGCUUUGUCUUUUUUAGUCAUACAUACACCAAACAUGAUGUGAGGUCUUCAGAUCCAGCUUCAGGUCUACCUUUUCUUGCAAUUUGUCUUGCAUGUCCCUCAAUGACAGAUAUCCAUAUUACGGUUUCUACUGUCUCAUCUACCAUAUCUCAGAGUAAAGGGUUAUUCAACCCAAAAAAACAUAUUUUGAUCAGUCUCUGUACAUGGAUCAAAAAGAGAUCUACGGCAAUAUAGAGAUUUUUAUAUAGCCGUAGAUUUACAGCUGUAGGCCUUACAAAAGUAUUCAGACCCCUUGGAUUUCUUCAAAUUUAUUGUGUUACAAAGUCGAAUUAAAAUGGAUUUAAUUGCAAUUUUUUUUGUCAACCAUAUACAUACAAAACUUUGUAAUGUCAUGUUUUUAUUAAUAAAAUUAAAUAUAGUCAUUGCAUAAGUUUUCAACCCCUUUUGUUUAGGCAAGCCUAAAUUAGUUCAGGAGUAGAGUUUGGCUUAACAAAUCACAUGUACAUGGACUCACUCUAUGUGAAAUAAUAGGGUUUGACAUGAUUUCUAAAGGACUAACCCUUCCUCUGUCCCCCAUACAACAUCUGUAUUGUCCCUCGGACAAGUAUUGUAUUUAAAGCACAUAUUCAACUACAAAGUCCAGGGAGAUUUUCGAAAGCCUCAUUUGUAGGUGGGUAAUAAUAACAAAUCAGACAUGGACUAUCUCUUUAAGCAUGGUCUAGUUAAUAAUUAUGCUGUGCAUCAUGUAUUACACCACCUAGGCACCUCAAAGAAAAAGUAAUUAUUCUGAACUGAGCUGCAGGACGGGAAUGAAACUACUCAGGUAUCUAACCAUCAGACCAUUGCAGAUUUUAAAACAGCUACGGAGUUUAAUGGCUGUGAUGGGAGAGAACUGAGGAUGGAUCAAAUCAAAUUGUAUUGGUCACAUACACAUAUUUAGCAGAUGAUCAACAACAUUGUAGUGACUCCAAAAAAAUGACCUAAAUGAUAGAGUGAAAAGAUUAACACAAAUAUACAAAAUAAUGUAAUGCUGCAAAAAAACACUGCAAAAGAAUACACUUUUUGGCCUAAAUGCAAAGCCCUAUUUUGGGCAAAUCCAAGACAACACACCAGUAACUGUCUCCUUAUUUUCAAGCUUGGUCGUGGCUGAAUCAUGGGAUAGGGAUAUAGAAAGAAAUGGGAUAGGGCUAUACACAGUCAAAAUCCUGGAGCAAAACCUUCUUCAGUCUGCUUUACACCAGCCACUGGAAUUCACCUUUCAGCAGCACAAAAACCUACAACACAAGGCCAAAUCUACACUGGACUUGCUUACCAAGAAAACAGUGUUUGUUCCUAAGUGGCCAAGUUACAGUUUUGACUUUAAUCUGCUUGAAAUAGUAAGGCAUGAUUUGAAAAUUGCUGACUAGCAUUUUGAACAUAAUAAUUGGCAAAUAUUGCACAAUCCAGGUGUGCAAAGCUCUUAGAGACUUGCCCAAGAAGACUCGCAGCUGUAGUUGUUGUCAAAUGUGUUUUUUUAUGGACUCAGGGAGCUGAAUACGUACGCAACAACUAUAUUUCCUUUAUUUCUUUUGAACAAUAAAAUAAAUAAAUAUAUCUUCCACUUUGACAUUGCAGAGUAUUUUGUGUAGAUUGUUGAGAAAAUGAAUACAAUUCAUCAAUUUUAAUCCCACUUUGUAACGCAAUAAAAUGUGAAUAAAUCCAAGGGAUCUCAAUACUUUUGAAAGCACUGUAACUGGGGUAUUCUAAAAAUGUAAAUAUGGCAUCAACCACUUUGUUUUGCAGGUUGUUUGACGUCAACUUUAAAUUACCAAUUUAUCCGGCCGGUUGGAAAUAGACGCCUAUGGACAUACAAAUAACACUACAUAAAUCUUUCUGAGAUAUAUGAAAGCAAUAUUGUCAGCUUUUCCUAUCAGCGAAUUUAUCAGAUUUCACUUUUUGCAAUUAUGUGACACAGAUCUGAUGGUGUUUAUCAUUAUCAAAGCCGUUCAUAACAGAAUCUCACAUGUAUGAUAACUGUAUUUGUUCAAAGUAUUUUUACAACUUUUGCAUUUUAUACACAGAGGUUUUAGCUGGAUCCCCGCUUACAGUUUCAGGAGCACAUUUCAGAAGGCCAGAAUUUGCUCAGUGACUUUAAUAACACACACAGACACACCAGCGUAGUGGUCCUGUACUAGAAUUCAAAACCACAUCCUUACCUGAAACAAAAAUGUAUUUUGCAGAAACAUGCCCAAUUCGUCUCUUUCCCUUUUGGUAUUAUGAACUAUUAUAAUAUAUGUAAUAUUAUGUUGCUACAGUAUAUUUUGUUUGUGUACAUGUGAAUAUUUACAAUUGUAUUGCCUUUUUGGGCUCAAGCAUAUCAUCAGCACCUUGUUUGUUAUGAAGUAUAGUUUUUAAAUGAAUUCAUUUGAAAUGUUAAAUCCAUUGAUACAUAUGAAUAAUUAUCAACAUGUUUUAUUAUUCAUAUACUGUACUUUUCUGAAAUGAGGGGCACUUCAUCUUGCAUAUAACAAUUUCUGUAAAAAAAAUAUAUAUUUUGAAAUGUUGUAAAAUAUGUGAUAGUGGAAAUAAAUAAAAAGUAUAACUCAGUUCUACAGUCUGUAUAUACAUACAAAAAUAGGGCUUUUCAUUAUUAGACAAUAUCAAAUACAUUUAUACAUGUAAAGUAUUUUUCGGAGACACUCAUUUAUCUGAUUUGAUAUGCAGUACAAUGGAGCUAUUGAUAAUAAACAAUGUAUUAUCUAAAAUACUCAUAUAAAUGAUCAAACGUGGUGUCAGAAAUUUGCCAUUUAGCAUUUUGGUUUGUGAUUGUCUUCUUUCUCAAAACAAGAGAAGGUUUCCAUAUAAAUAUUGUCAAACAUUUUAUCAGAUAACUGCUGUAUAGAUCAAACCCAAAUACGUUAUUCUCCACCCAGCCAUGUUCAAUUGAACAAUCUUACAAUUAGAAGUGCAGAUUCAUAUCAACAUUAUAUCAAACUAUUUUAUUCAGGGUUUAAUUCACAAUAGCAUAGUUAUUUUUAUUUUUUUAACUUCACUUGAAAGUUAACUAAUAUUUUGCAUGUGUACACAGGCUUAUUGUAUGCAUGCAAUACCACUCCCCUUUAGCAUUAUGAAAACCUUUUACAAGCAUCCUUUUGUAAUGGUAAGCAGGGUGAAACUUAUGCAAUAAUGAAUUAGUGCCUCCUAUCACAGCAAAUCUCUGAAAAGCAUCCACUUAAAAACUAUUUCACAACUAUAGCAUCCACUUGAAACUAUAUGUCAUAUUAAUUCAAAUAAUAGACCUUUGAAUUGAUACUCAGCCAGAGAAGUAUUCGUAAAAAAUAAAAGCACAUCAACUCUGAAACCAUUAUGCAAACAGGCCACCUCCCAUUUUCAGUUUAUAUUCAAUGCACUGAGCCUUACCACAUUGUUUCAAUACAGUAUCCCCAUACCAGCCUUUUACAUGCUGUAUUAAUCUCCCAUGGAAGCUGAAUAUGAUUUGUAUGGAUGCAUUUUCUUGAAAACCUCGCUUAAAGAAUUGAAUUAUUUUAUCGUCAUCAUAUCAUUUGGGUUUUGACCUCUCUGAUACUGGUUAUUCGUGCAACUACUUUCAUUUUUUCAUAAUCAUAUUGCAGCAUGCAAAAGCACAGAAGAGCCAUUUGAUAUAAUUGAUUUUACACAGUGUUGAAUGUAUUUUGGUUCACAGGGAAAGCUCUAUUGAAUGUGUAAAAGCCGGAAUACCAACCCUUGGGGAGCACCCUGUGAAAUAAUUUUGAUUACACUUAUAUCUGUAUGCGUUCAAUAUUAAUUUAAUUUCCGUUUAAAUUAUGUGUUUCUUUUUUCUGCUUUUGAAUAAUUAUUUAGUGAUGCGAAUGCCUUUGUUUCAAGCUUACUGCUAUUAUGUACAGUAAUUGUUGUUCCUGUAUUUAUGUAUAGUGCCUGUAUUGUAAAUUUAUUCAGAGCUUUUCAUUCUUACAGUAAAGUUGAGUUACUGCCCCACAAUGUUUCAAAGGGAGACCCUAGUUCAAGGAAUUCUACGAACAGAUUUGGAAUCCCAAUGUUUUUCAAAGGUAAAAAUAACAAGUGUUUUUUUCAUUCUUUUUCUUUCUUCUGUUCUUUCUUUUCUGUUCUUCAAAAGUUGUCUAAAUAUUCUGUCAAUAUUCUUGAUAUGGAUGGAGCUGUGAAAUGAAACCGAGUUCAAACAUAAUGUAUAUUAAUAUGAAUGGAGGCAUGAAGGUUAAUAAAGUUACAUUUUGUAUGUAA
Messenger RNA from Oncorhynchus gorbuscha (pink salmon), 7382 nucleotides. Its product is annotated as Krueppel-like factor 12. The record is from RefSeq and is a predicted model, not a curated record. Gene Ontology annotation, biological process: regulation of transcription by RNA polymerase II. The coding region runs from base 250 to 1380 and encodes 376 amino acids. The transcript has 6 exons. Gene Ontology annotation, molecular function: DNA-binding transcription factor activity, RNA polymerase II-specific; RNA polymerase II cis-regulatory region sequence-specific DNA binding. Lineage: Eukaryota; Metazoa; Chordata; Actinopteri; Salmoniformes; Salmonidae.